AUGGGCUCCCAGAUCGAUGACAGAGACUUCACCUCUCUGCUCUCCGAAUUGACCCUCGAAGAGAAGAUUGCUUUGCUCUCCGGCCGAGACUUCUCUACAGCGGCGGGCGUCGCUCGCCUCAACAUCCCACCUAUCAGAGUUGCAGAUUCUAUCGCCGGAGUGCGCCCCUCGGGCAUCACCGCCGACCUCACGACAGCCUGCUUCCCCAACACUGCUUGCCUUGCUUCAACAUGGGACGCCGAGCUCCUUGGACGGUUGGGCGAGGAGCUCGCCAACCAGGCCCGUCUGAAGAGUGCGCAAGUCGUUCUCGGUCCGACGAUCAACAUUCAUCGCGAUCCCCGCGCUGGACGCAACUUCGAGUGCAUGAGCGAGGACCCCUUGCUCUCCGGUCAGCUGGCGGGUGCAAUUGUCAACGGUAUUCAGAAGAGCGGCGUUGGCGCAUGCCCCAAGCACUUCGUCUGCAAUGACUCGGAGACUCUGAGACACUUCUACGAUGUCAAGCAGUCGCCCGAUAGCAGGGCAUUGCGGGAGGUCUAUCUCGCGGCAUGGCAGCAUCUGUUGCGUACUUCUAACCCCACUGGUGUCAUGACUGCCUACAACAAAGUCGACGGCACUUUCUGCAGCGAACACGGCCCGCUUACCGAAGGAGUUUUGCGAAAGGAAUGGGGAUUCGAUGGCAUCGUCAUGAGCGAUUGGUUCGCCGUCCACGACACCGUCGCCCCGAUAAAGGCCGGUCUGGACCUUGAAAUGCCAUUUCCCGUGUUCAGAGGCGGAAGGCUAGUUGAGGCUGUCAAGUCAGGCAAGGUGACCGAAGCAGAGAUUGAUGCCAGGGCGCUGAAGAUGCUGGAGCUCCGAAACCGCACAAGGAAAUGUCAUGGCGAGAGACCGGAGAGAUCUGAGAUCACCGAGGAGACAAACGCGAUAUCGCGGGAGCUGGCAUCAAGCGGCAUCGUGCUGUUGAAGAACGAAAAGGAAGCACUCCCGUUGGACCCUUCGAAGACCACGAAGGUGGCUCUGAUUGGGGAGUACGCCGGAUCGCCCGUUGUCACUGGUGGCGGAAGCGCUUCGUGUACGCCUCAGUACAGGCACUCUCCUCUCGAGGUUCUGAAGAAGGCCUUCCCUGGGGACGAGAGUGUCAGGUACGCCGCCGGAGUUCGCACACGACGGGUCAUUCCUGUGGCCCCGGCAUCCAAGCUCACGGCGCACGACGGGCGCCACGGUGUUGAUGUCAAGUACUUCAACGACGACUCAGCCGAGCCGGUCUUGACGGAGUUCCAGGAGAAGGCCGAAGUCUGGAUGCUGGGCGAGUUCAAGGCCGGCCUCAAGGUUCCCGGUUCCCAUUUCGAGAUCACGACCAAGUUGACCCCCGAGAGCACUGGAGAGCACACGCUUGCCGUCCGAACGACCGGAGAGUACACUCUCACUAUUGACGGGAAGGAGGUGUUGUCAGGGCCGCAGAGAGAGAUUGCCACGGAGCAGUUCAUCUUCAACCACAUCAAGCUCGAGACCCGCGUCCAAGUUUCCUUGAACGCAGGCCAGGCCUACGACAUCAAGCUGAGCAUGAAGUCUUGGGAUCAUCUGGUGAAGGGCGAGCCGACCCCCUAUGCCGCAUCGCUCUGCUUCGAGGAGUACCAUUCCGAAGAAGCUGGCAUCGCCGAGGCAGUCGAGCUUGCGCGGAGCUCCGAUGUCAGCGUCAUCUACGCCGGUCGAAAUGAGCAAUACGAGUCCGAGGGCUAUGACCUCGAAGACAUCCGCAUGCCGGAAAACCAAGCGACUCUGAUCAAGGCCGUUGCCGCCGCAUCCAAGAAGACCGUACUUGUUCUGCACUGCGGCAACCCUAUCGAUGUCAGUGCCGUGGUGGACGACGUCGAUGCCAUCUUGAACGCCCACUUCCCCGGCCAAGAGGGCGCGCAGGCCACGGCGGAUAUUCUGACGGGAAAGACGAACCCCAGCGGACGUCUCGCAACGACCUGGUUCAGGAAACUGGAAGAUGCCCCCAGCUUCGGCGACUUCCCGGCUACCAAGGGUGAAGAUGGUAGCAUAGCGUUCCGUUACGCGGAGGGGCUCGGCGUCGGGUACCGGCACGCCGAGGCGGCGAAGCGCUCGAGAUGGGCUUUCGGGUAUGGCUUGUCGUACACAACCUUCGCGUACUCGGACUUGGUGGCGACUGUAGAUGAGGCGUCUGGUGUUGCCAAGCUGAAGUGCUCCGUCAAGAUUACGAACACGGGAUCUCGCGCUGGAAAGGAGGUUGUGCAGCUCUUUGUCACUCCACCAAAGGAGACUUCGGUUUGGAGACCUGAACGUGAGCUGAAGGCUUUCACCAAGAUUGACCUGCAACCGGGAGAGUCCACAUUGGCCACAUUGGAGGUCGAUCUCCAAGUGGCUUGUAGUUAUUGGGACGAAGCGCAAAAGGCAUGGAAGCUGGAGAAGGGACAGUACGGCGUUCGGGUUGGAGACCGCCAAAGUGACAUUUCAGUCACAGCGGAGAAGACCUGGAAUGGCUUGUAA
Messenger RNA from Colletotrichum karsti, 2508 nucleotides. Its product is annotated as glycoside hydrolase family 3 domain protein. The record is from RefSeq and is a predicted model, not a curated record. The coding region runs from base 1 to 2508 and encodes 835 amino acids. Lineage: Eukaryota; Fungi; Ascomycota; Sordariomycetes; Glomerellales; Glomerellaceae. Gene Ontology annotation, molecular function: hydrolase activity, hydrolyzing O-glycosyl compounds. The transcript is spliced from 3 exons. Gene Ontology annotation, biological process: carbohydrate metabolic process.